UCUCUCUAAUAAACACAAAACCACUACUUCGCUUCAGAAUCAGUAAAGAGUAGGUUUUUGAUCCGCUGAUUCUGCGAGAAUCACUCAUAAGAGGAAAAYAGUCUCAACCGAGACUCGUAGCUUUGUCUCAUCCGAAUCCAUAAGCAAGUGUAAACCUGGCUGAAGCAGCCUGCACACUGUCUGCUACUAGGAUGUCAUCUACGCCAGUCGCUGAAAACUGGUGUUACACUCAGAUAAAAGUCAUUAAAUUUUCAUAUAUGUGGACAAUAAAUAAUUUUAGCUUUUGCCGAGAAGAAAUGGGAGAGACAUUAAAAAGUUCGACGUUCUCUGCUGGAGCUAAUGAUAAAAUGAAAUGGUGUUUACGUGUUAAUCCCAGAGGUCUUGACGAAGAAAGCAAGGAUUAUCUUUCCCUGUACCUUCUACUUUUAUUAUGCAAUAAAAGUGAAGUCAGAGCAAAGUUUAAAUUCUCUAUUCUGAAUGCCAAUAGAGAGGAAACAAAAGCAAUGGAGAGCCAAAGAGCGUACAGAUUUGUCCAAGGAAAGGACUGGGGAUUCAAGAAGUUCAUCAGAAGAGAUUUUCUAAUGGAUGAAGCUAAUGGAUUGUUACCAAAUGAUACUUUAACCCUAUUUUGUGAGGUUAGCGUAGAAGGAGAUUCCGUAAACGUGUCUGGUUCAUCACAUUCUUCAGCGUUAAAAGUCCCAGAUUGCAAGCUGUCAUCUGACAUGGAGAAACUGUUGACUAAUGGGUCAUUCAGUGACACAGUCUUAGUAGUCGAUGGACGGGAGUUCUAUGCACACAAAGCCAUCCUAGCAGCAAGAUCACCGGUUUUUAAUGCCAUGUUUGAACACGAAAUGAAAGAAAGCCGUAAGGGAAGAGUCGAAAUAUCCGACAUUGAUCCCGAUGUGUUCAACGAGAUGUUAAAAUUCGUAUACACUGGAAAUACGCCGCAGAUACAAGGGAUGGCGGAAGAUUUGCUUGCUGCUGCUGAUAAAUAUGACCUCGAACGGCUGAAAGUAAUGUGCGAAGAGGCAUUAUGUAAUAAUCUAACAGUGGAUAAUGUAUGUGAUGUACUCAUCUUAGCUGAUAUGCAUAGCGCAAAGCAACUGAAAGGACAAUCCCUUGACUUUAUCAAUAGUCAUGCUGCAGAAGUCAUGGAAUCUACUGGUUGGAAAACUCUGCUGUGCGACCAGGCUCAUCUAAUCGCUGAAAUAUUCAAGUCAUUUUUAGCUUCUACUCAGACCCCUUGCAUAGGCCCUCCUCGUAAAAGACAAAAGACUGCAUAAAAAAACCAAUAUAGUUUUCAAAAUUUUUCUAACGAAAGUUUAACUUGUAUCAUAGUCCAUGUAAAUAGUAGAUAUCGUUCUUAUUGGUGUAAACGUCCGUGCCGUAACGGUCUUGGGAUAACGACGACAAAUGAUGGUUUUUUGCGACAAUCAUAUUUAUACUCUGUCUUCUGUAUAUAUCUGAGUCCUAGACAGUAACGUACGAAUGGAUAGUCGAUUCAAGGAACCAAGAUAAAGCAAAGGAUUUCAUGUGUCUUCUAUUUACGGCAGUUGGAUCCAAAGCGACCAUAUAUCGACAUUCRCUAUAUGUAUUGGCAUACAUAACAGAUGGAUUUCAUAAAGGCGAGUCUGUUGUCUGUAUUCACCAAAUUGAAGGAAAAAUAAACUUCGACUCGAAAAGGUUGAAUCAUCAAAACUAA
Molecule: messenger RNA, 1702 nt
Organism: Actinia tenebrosa (Australian red waratah sea anemone)
Lineage: Eukaryota; Metazoa; Cnidaria; Anthozoa; Actiniaria; Actiniidae
Product: speckle-type POZ protein B
Molecular function (GO): protein binding
Source: RefSeq, a predicted model, not a curated record